CUGACUUAGCAGUCACAUCUCUUGUUUCAAUGCAAGAGUGUUCAUAUAAAGCUAAUUUUGAACAAAAAACAUUCGCAACGCAAAUACCAAUCCGUGUAAUAUAAUACACAACACAUAAGAGUUCUUUAACUAUCAGCACAGAAACAUUAAUCGGCGGUGGCAUAAACAAAAAACAGUGUUGUUUUUCUCUUCUACUGGGAAGGCGAAAAAGGGGCGGGAAUGAUUUCAAAUCUCGGUCAGAGAUCAUCGACUGACCCCCGAAAGCUGAGGCAGGAGGGCAUCCACCCCUACAACGCAAAGAAGUGUCACUUUGAUGGCAAGCAUAGACGCACAGAGCAGAGCGAGGAACAGAGGAAGAUGCUACGCAAUAUUUACAAAUUGUCCCAAGAAGAGCGGAGGAACUUCAUCGGGGAAAUAGCUGAGGGGGACAAAGCGUACCAGGCUGUAGAGUAUUCCCCCAAUUUCUACGAGAAAUAUGGGUCCACGCUGCCAAUAGCUAACUUUGGAAGUGGAAAGCGUGAUCAAAUGGAUACUUUCAUCCCAUUGAUGUUUCCGCCCGCCGAACUGGGAGUGAGUUACAAAGAGAGGGAAGGGGCGAGACAGUUUGUGGAAACGGUUUUGGAAGUGGAGAGCUUAGACAAAUGGGCUCCAGCUCCGCCGCUACUUAUUUACCCACAGAAGAACAACUAGCGUCACGUUACCAACUAAAAAGUACCCCCACCAAUAUCUUUCUAACUUAGACACACUCCAACCCACGACCUAUAUUCAUCUCUGGAGAAAAAAAAUUGAAAAUCUUCGUAGCAAAUCAGGGAAAAUUGAGAACGAAAUAGCAAUCGUUAAACUAAAAAAUAAAAGAUGUAUACUUGCAGAAACAAUAAAUAUAUGCCUUGCUCUAAAUAUUCUUUCUUUUGCCCAACGCAAGUGUUUAUUUUCCUGGAUAAAAAAGUUAAAUUUAUUUUGAGAUCAAAUAGUUAA
Molecule: messenger RNA, 975 nt
Organism: Symsagittifera roscoffensis
Lineage: Eukaryota; Metazoa; Xenacoelomorpha; Acoela; Convolutidae
Product: spermatogenesis-associated serine-rich protein 1-like
Exons: 5
Coding region: 220-690 (156 amino acids)
Source: RefSeq, a predicted model, not a curated record